GCUGUUAGUGGCGGGAGCUGUUUUCUUUUUCUCUUCUUUUUGGAUUUUCCUUGGUGUUGCAGCCCUACUCUUUUCACAAUACCUCCGUCGAAGCGGCCCUUUUCGUCAGGAGAGUGACCAUGUGCAUCCUCAGAAAGGAGAAAGGAGAAGAAACGAGACGCGUUGGGGCUUCCUCACGUGGGCGACUACGCAAGACAAGCAGCCCUCCCCCUUUGCGCUUCCGUUUUCCCCAGGCUCAGGAGCUCCUUCGCAACCCCCAGCAGCGUCCUCAUCUCCUCCGCUUCACAACACUCCUUCGCCCAAACACACACAAUCAUGCUCCCCUCACCCACCCCCCUCCUCUCGCGGCACGCCCGUCGUUGCCUCCGCACAUCCCCCACCCUCCGCAAACACCUAUCCACGGCGCACAAUGUAUCCCGCGUAGGCGUCGUCGGCGCCGGGCAAAUGGGCGUUGGGAUCAGUCUUGUGGCGGCGCAUGUGGCGAAAUUGCCGGUGGUGUUGUUGGAUGCGAAUAAGGCGCAGAUUGAGAGGGGGUUGAAGUUUGUUGACGUCCUGCUGCGCAAAGAUGUGUUGAAGGGCAAGAUCACAGAGGAGGAGGCGCAAGAGUCUAAGGCCCGCAUCACGACCACUUCCGACAUUUCUGCGUUCAAGGAUGUGGAUUUUGCUAUUGAGGCCGUGACGGAGAACCCGAUCUUGAAGCGCGACUUGUUUGCCAGCCUGGACAAGGUGACCCCGCCCCACGCCAUCCUAUCCUCCAACACCUCGUCCAUUUCGAUCACAAAGAUCGCCGCGGCAACAAAGCGCCCCGAGCAGGUCAUUGGCAUGCAUUUCAUGAACCCUGUCCCCGUCAUGAAACUCGUCGAAAUCAUCCCCGGCAUCGCCACCUCAGACGCGACGCUCGCGCAAACACUUGCCCUUGCGCACGCAAUGGGAAAGACGACCACCGAGUCGUCCGACAUGCCCGGUUUCAUCGCCAAUCGUGUCCUCAUGCCCUACAUCAACGAGGCUGUCUUUGUUCUGCAGGAUAACAUCGCAACCCGCGAAGACAUCGACACAACCAUGAAGCUCGGCACCAACAACCCCAUGGGUCCCCUCACCCUCGCGGACUUUAUCGGCCUCGACACAUGUCUGGCCAUCAUGCGCGUGCUGCAUACCCAGUUGGGUGAUGAUAAGUACCGCCCGGCGCCGCUGUUGGUGAAGUAUGUCGAUGCUGGGUGGCUUGGCAAGAAAUCGGGCAAGGGAUUCUACACCUACGACAAGUAGGAAAACCGGUCGAGCACCUUCAUACAGUUAGGGUGAUUGAAACGGAAAGACCGCUCUGGACUCGUUAGCCUUCUCAGACACGCAUACACAAAUCCCGACACUGAC
This is a messenger RNA of Fimicolochytrium jonesii, 1368 nucleotides long. RefSeq names its product 3-hydroxyacyl-CoA dehydrogenase. Lineage: Eukaryota; Fungi; Chytridiomycota; Chytridiomycetes; Spizellomycetales; Powellomycetaceae. Gene Ontology annotation, molecular function: oxidoreductase activity, acting on the CH-OH group of donors, NAD or NADP as acceptor; NAD+ binding. The record is from RefSeq and is a predicted model, not a curated record. Gene Ontology annotation, biological process: fatty acid metabolic process. The transcript is spliced from 7 exons. The coding region runs from base 316 to 1263 and encodes 315 amino acids.